CCUAACCUAUGAUGUUCCAGCCCUCCAGCUCCGCCAUCGCAUCUCGGCCAAGAUACUCGACUUCGGAGAACUGACAAAGAGGCAACAGCAUGAAUUGAGCCCGAAUUCAUCAGGGAUUCCCUCCGGCCCAUGCGACUGAAGCCGCCUUGAAAGUGUCGGCUUCAAAGAGCCAUGUACUGGCCCGUUGGCACUCCGCGAAUCUAUGCGACGAGCACUAACCUUGGCUCCAACUCCAACCUCAACCUGGUCGUCUCCCAUGACGGCCUCCAGUCACCAGGCGAACAGCAAGAUGCGAGAUCCGAAAAGUCACCAUUUCUUUCACCCGAUGCCGGCUCAGGUCGCGAUGCCCUGGGUCUCCCAACCACGCCAACCACCCCGAUGACCCCGGCAACUCCCCUGACUCCGGACAUCAGAUCUGUCGAACAUGACUACCACGAUGAGAGGAGCCCGAGCCCCCAGGUGUCUUCCACCACUGCGACAGCUACCAUUCCCCUAAAGGAGCCGAUCCUCGCCCUUCGAGUCGCCCGCCCCGGCCACAUCUUUGCCGUCAUCACAGCGACGUCUAUGACCAUAUGGCAGACCAAGCCUGCAGUAAUACUGGCAGUUGUUGUGCGUUCCGAGUCAUCUCUACAGUCGUACGGCACCAAUGUCAACCUCCUCCUACGCCCCGAUUCAGCUAUCUUCGUCGUACAUACAAGCCAGGGCUACCUAAUCACCUACUCUCUCGCCACAGACACCGAUUCCCAAGUCUACAAGCCGCACUUUUUCAACCAUACAAAUGUCCAGAGAAGACGACAGACCCAUAUAGGCGGGCCAGGCCAGGUCGCUCCCGAGCAGAUACUCUGGGGUCCCGGGGAAGGCUCAGGGGUCCGGGAUAUCAGCGUGCGGUUCCGGAUGGUGAUCAAGGUGGAUGCUGGAAUCGAGAGUGCCUUGGCCCUAGACAACGAGCUAGUUGUGGCGACACGCAAACCAGCAGCUGUGCAGUGCAUCCGGUGGACACCCGACAGCUCUGGCAGCCAGACAAGCACCGAGCUCCUCAGUCGCAUGACCUGGUUGGACAAGAAGGUCACUGUAGAGGAAAUGACCCACGACCGGCCAAUGAAUCUCUUGACGUGGAUCACCAGCGACGGCAAGGCGUAUGCUGUCCAGAGAAUCGUUGCGGAACAGCCAACCGGCGAGGCCAAUGAAGCGCCGGAUCCCAAGAAAAUGUUCAAGGGGUACUGCUUCCAUGUCCCGCAGGACCCUCAGGAGCAUGCCGUACGGUGCAUCAUCAACGCGCGGUUCUCGCUCAUCGCCGUAGGCUGCGAGGAUGGCACUAUUCGCGUCUACUCGGCAAGGGAUUAUUCCGGUAAUAUUCCUUCUUCCCAUGUCCACAAACUCACGGUAUCCCGGUCCACAUCGGGCAGCCUCUCGACGGUCAGCUACACUCCCGACGGCUGCUGCCUCUUUGCAGGCUACGAGAAAGGCUGGGCAACUUGGAGCGUCUAUGGCAAACCGCUCAGUACGAGCUUCAGCGCGGAUAAUGCUGUCGCUUCUACUAACGGCGAAGAAUGGAUCUCCGGGGUGGUAGACGUCGCGUGGGUUGGCGGCGCCAGCGAACUCCUGCUCGUGAGCAGGUCUCACGAGGCCAUCUGGCUCCUCGAGAUGGCACGCAGUGCUGUCACCGGCUGUUACAGCUCUGCGAACCUCUUCCGGACCGUUCUCCAGACGACCUCGAGUCUGAUGAUAUACAGAGGUUACGACCUACCGGAUCUGACUUCCAUCUCUGCCGAACCUUUUCUGUGGCACACUGCCAGGAUUCCGGCGAACUAUCUGCUGAACCAAUGGCCCAUACGAUGCACGGCGAUCUCCCCCGACGGUAGGUAUGUCGCGGUGGCUGGACGGCGUGGCCUAGUGCACUACAGUAUCAAUAGUGGCCGGUGGAAGACAUUCGGCAACGGAGCCAUGGAAAACGAGUUCCAAGUGCGGGGUGGGAUGUGUUGGUAUCAGAAUGUUCUGGUGGCAGCGGUCGAAGCCAACAGAGCCUACGAGAUCCGGCUGUACUCGAGAGAGGCUGCCCUUGAUGCCGCCACCGUGCUACACGUGCAGCCAAUGCCGGCACCAAUCGUGCUGGUGACGCCCUCUGGGGAGGACUCUUUACUUGUCUACACCUAUGACAACCUACUAUACCACUUCGUCUUUGCCCCUGCGGCAGGGUCCUUGAAGCUGGUCCAGGUUGGCCAGAUAGCCUUCCAUGGCAUAGUACGAUCACCGGCUAGAGUCCGGGGCUUAAGCUGGAUACUUCCGGAGAGCCAACUUGCAGACGGCGACCCGUCACAGGACGUGGCUGUUGCAUCGGUGCUGUUCCUGGUCGACGGUAAGCUAGUCUUACUUCAGCCGUCCGUCAACGGUGAGGGCGGCUUAAAGUACGACAUGCGCGUCAUCUCCCAGAACGUCGAAUACUACGUAAGUAUGAGAGACCAGCCCUUCGUCGGCCCCGCGUCGAAGCUUCAGGGCCCCAGGGGUCCCGGAUCGGAGCAGCAGGCCUUGCAGAACUCGUUAUGGAUAUUUGACGGCGUAGAGUUGAAAGCGUGGACAGACAUGGGCGCUGUUCUCAAGGCAAUAUCCGAAGAAUCAACUCGGGAGCUGCCACCAACCAUCUCGAUUCCCGUCGACUUUUACCCACUCUCUAGCCUUCUCGGGAAAGCAACGGUGCUAGGCGUUGAGACAGACCUUGUCCAGCGCCGCGAUGUCAGCUUUUCCUUCUUCCGAUUCUCCAUCAGGACGCAUCUGUUCCUCCCGGAAAUAUUGCGCUUCUAUCUCACACAGAACAAGGCCUUGGAAGCGCUGCAACUAGCACAGCAGUAUCAGGAUCUCGAGUACUUCGCUCAUGCCCUCGAGAUCCUCUUGCACCAGGUGUUAGACCAAGAAGUCGAUGCCGACCCACCACCAACCCCUGAGGAAGCUAUCCUCCCGCGGGUUCUCUCUCUACUUUCGUCUUUCAAGGAAUACCUUGACAUUGUGGUCCAAUGUACGCGCAAGACCGAGGUGCGAUCUUGGCGCACCCUCUUCGCCUACCUUCCGCCGCCCCAGGAGCUCUUCGAGGAGAGUCUCCAGCGCGGGAGCCUGAAGACGGCCGGCGGGUACCUACUUAUCCUGCACACUUUUGACGAGCUGGCCACGGCAAGCGAACAAAGCGUGCGAUUGUUGAGCAGAGCGAUGCGGGAGGAAGAUUGGGAGCUGUGCAAGGAGCUUGCGCGCUUCCUCGCCGCCCUCGACGAGACGGGGAAUACGCUGCGAGAGGCGCUCGAGAUGGUCAAUGUGAGGACGACGCAGGACGUUGGACUCGAAUUGGGAAACGGGCUCUUCACAGGCAGACUCGAGGUCCCGUCGAGGAGCGUCAAUGGAUCCCCAUCCAGCAGCACCCUGGGUCCGGGGUCAAGGAGGAGCGCCGCGUCCGACUCGGACUCUGAAGGGCAGUCGAACAGCGAGACCGGCAGUGUUGUUUCGAGCGGCCGCUCUGAGGGCAGGAGUGCCUGAGAGGUGCUUGGCCUGAUUGGAAAGGAGAGGCAUUGGAGAACGAAAGACUAGAUCCACCUUUGAAGAUAUCCAUGCCAAAUGGUACAUACGUAGUACAUUUACUGUGAAUCCAUUUCGUACUACCUAUGUGAGAAUGGCCCGCCGUAGGAGGAUCCU
Messenger RNA from Phialemonium atrogriseum, 3675 nucleotides. RefSeq names its product RAB6A-GEF complex partner protein 1. The transcript has 3 exons. Gene Ontology annotation, biological process: intracellular protein transport; retrograde transport, endosome to Golgi. The record is from RefSeq and is a predicted model, not a curated record. Bases 172 to 3519 code for a protein of 1115 amino acids. Lineage: Eukaryota; Fungi; Ascomycota; Sordariomycetes; Cephalothecales; Cephalothecaceae. Gene Ontology annotation, molecular function: protein binding. Gene Ontology annotation, cellular component: cytosol; Golgi membrane; Ric1-Rgp1 guanyl-nucleotide exchange factor complex.